GCACCUUCCUCAAGUUUCUUAUAUUGACUCCAUCAAGCCCUGCGACAGCGAAGCUAUACUGCACUGCCAACCCACCACACUUCCAAACAUCCACACCUUUCUCCUACCAAAGCCAUCCAAUCCCCAGAAUCCGCACGCCCUCAAAAUGGCCCAACUCGCCCCCGUCCCACAACCAAUCGGCGUAUUCCCCGAGCUCAUCGCACGCCAAACCGAAACGUUAAUCUUGAAAGAGAAAGUGCUGUCGCUGACGGGCGACAGCUUCAGCAUUAAGCUAGCGAACGGGACGCCCAUCUUGCAAGUCGAAGGCAAAAUCUUGUCGAUAUCCGGCCGGAAGACAGUGAGGGAUAUGCAGGGUAAGCAUUUGUUCGAUAUCGUGAAGGAGCAUUUUCAUAUCCACACAACGUUCGCGGUGAAGGAUCCCAGCGAUCGGAAGAUUAUGGAGGUUAAGAGCAAGUUUGCUAUCCUCGGCAGCAAAGCCGUCGCAACUUUCACCUCCACCAAUGGGAAGGCAGAAGAACUGCAAAUGAAAGGCAAUUGGUUCGACACGUCCGCCGACAUCACCGACGAAGCCCAAGGCGGUAUCGUCGUAGGCCGUAUCGAUCGCAAACUCUUGAGUGGAAAGGAUAUAUUGUUUGGACAGCAGACGUAUGCACUGCAGGUGGCCCCAGGGGUGGAUAUGGCGCUGAUGGCGGCAAUGUGUAUUUGUAUGGAUGAGAAGAAUAAUGAGAAAUAGAGGGCGAGAUGAUACCCACAGGGCGAUUUCGCGCUGGCUGCGUGCUGAAGUUUGGGUGGAUUGGGAUGGGAUGGGUGAUGAGCAUAUAUCAUCUGGGUGGCUAAGAUACC
Messenger RNA from Lindgomyces ingoldianus, 843 nucleotides. RefSeq lists its product as uncharacterized. The record is from RefSeq and is a predicted model, not a curated record. The coding region runs from base 146 to 733 and encodes 195 amino acids. Lineage: Eukaryota; Fungi; Ascomycota; Dothideomycetes; Pleosporales; Lindgomycetaceae. The transcript has 2 exons.